Molecule: messenger RNA, 333 nt
Organism: Aegilops tauschii subsp. strangulata
Lineage: Eukaryota; Viridiplantae; Streptophyta; Magnoliopsida; Poales; Poaceae
Source: RefSeq, a predicted model, not a curated record
AUGGCCAAAAAGAGGUUUAUCGCGGCCUCUUCACCCGAUGCCGGCGUGGUGGUCACCGAGGUGUCCCCGUCGUCCUCCGCGGGCUCUUUAUCGAUGCGCUGUUGCCGGUCCCCCGAUCCGCCCGCAGCCGCGCCCCUCCGCCGAUUCGAGAACUUCCCCGUCCUCCGUCGGACCCAGCAGCCGACGAGGUCCUACCUUGGGGUCCGGCAGCAGCGGUGGGGAACGUGGGUCACUGAGAUUACAAAUCGAGAGACCCACACCCGCCGGUGGCUCGGUAGCUUCUACAUGGCCGAGCUUGCAGCCAUGGAGUACGACCACUGGCAGGCAUCGUAA